UUGGGUUUUGAAGAAGGUGAAAUACUACAAGCCAUUUCCCAACUCAAAAGAGUGAAAGGAAGAUUUGAAACCAUCAUAUCCAACGGAGGAAUUUACUUUGUUGUGGAUUACGCACACACUCCAGAUGCUUUGGAAAAUGUGUUAGAUUCCAUCAACGAGAUUAGAACCAAAAAUGAAAGACUAAUUACAGUGAUGGGUUGCGGA
Molecule: messenger RNA, 204 nt
Organism: Darwinula stevensoni
Lineage: Eukaryota; Metazoa; Arthropoda; Ostracoda; Podocopida; Darwinulidae
Source: the annotation of a GenBank genome assembly